Molecule: messenger RNA, 794 nt
Organism: Sphaeramia orbicularis (orbiculate cardinalfish)
Lineage: Eukaryota; Metazoa; Chordata; Actinopteri; Kurtiformes; Apogonidae
Gene: gins1
Product: GINS complex subunit 1 (Psf1 homolog)
Exons: 7
Coding region: 133-723 (196 amino acids)
Biological process (GO): DNA strand elongation involved in mitotic DNA replication; DNA replication
Cellular component (GO): GINS complex
Source: RefSeq, a predicted model, not a curated record
GUCACAUGACCCACCACGUGAUCAAAACAUCCCGGUCUGAUUUUCCCGCGAAGCUCAUUUAGACUCAAAGUAGAAACAAAUGCGUAAAAAUAUUAAGACACAAGUAGUUUUAGAGAAUUAAAGUGAUUGAAGAUGUUCUGUGAAAAGGCCAUGGAGCUGAUCCGGGAACUGCACCGGAUGAACGACGGACAGUUACCGGCGUUUAACGAGGACGGUCUGCGUCAGGUUCUUCAGGAGAUGGAGUCUCUGUAUGAACAGAACCAGGCUGAUGUAAAUGAGGCGAAGGGUGAGGGUCGAGCCGACUUGAUUCCAUCCAUUAAACUUCGCCACUGCUGUCUGCUGAGGAACCAGCGCUGCCUCGUCGCCUACCUGUACGAUCGUCUGCUGAGGAUCAGAGCUCUGCGGUGGGAGUACGGCAGUGUUUUACCUCCAAAUAUCAGGUUCCAUAUGUGUUCAGAGGAGCUGCAGUGGUUCAGUCAGUAUAAAAAGUCUUUGGCCUCCUUCAUGCGAUCUCUGGGAGCGGGGGAGGGGCUGGACAUCACUCAGGACAUGAAACCUCCCAAGAGCCUCUACAUCCAGGUGAGGUGUUUAAAGGACCACGGAGAGUUGGAAAUCGACGACGGGACCGUGAUUCUGCUGAAGAAGAACAGUCAGCACUUCCUACCAAGAUGGAAAUGCGAGCAGCUGAUUCGUCAGGGCGUUUUAGAGCAUGUGGUGUCGUGACACGUUGAUGUUUCCACCUGAAGACACUUAAUUCUUCACGUCUGAAAAGUGAAUAAAGUUCAUUUGAGAAA